This is a messenger RNA of Lentinula edodes (shiitake mushroom), 1881 nucleotides long. RefSeq lists its product as uncharacterized. The coding region runs from base 1 to 1881 and encodes 626 amino acids. NCBI's taxonomy places the organism in Eukaryota, Fungi, Basidiomycota, Agaricomycetes, Agaricales, Omphalotaceae. The record is from RefSeq and is a predicted model, not a curated record. The transcript has a single exon.
AUGGCUUCAAACUCUUCCAGAGGCGCUGGACCUUCAGGAAUAGGUCGCGGUGGUCCUAAUGGUCGUGGAUCCGCAGCUCGUGGUAAUGGCGCGCUCGUCCAUAGACCAAGUCAUGGUCCAAUACCUGAAGGAUUUCGUGCAGUCUCCGUUGACGAGUACUUUCGUGCAAUGCUCGCAAGAGAUCCCUGGGUGCCUCAUGCUCUCGGUUCGGACGAGAAAAUCGGGAUUCGACGUGAAUGUGCCAAGCUUCUUGUAUCUUUCCUUCGGCAGGAAGCAUAUAUCAAGCAGCUCAGACUGCGGCCAGCAAGUGAUGCAACCGAACGCGAACGACAUAACAUUGAGAUACACGAAUGCGAGGCGAAUUCUGUCAAGACUUAUAUUUCCUACCAGCUUAUAUACUGGCGCACAUUCCGUCUCAACGAUCUACCGAUGGAAAUUCUCUCCAAUAUUAUCCGCUAUAUCGUCUGGUCUGCACCUUCACCUCCAAUCGGUAUCAGCUGGCGGUUACAGCUUACUUGGGUGUCCAGACAUCUUCGCCAUGCAGCCAUUUCGGAUUCAACUCUUUGGAACGCGAUUUGGUUCCGCGACGAUCCUCCGUUCGAGCGAUCACUGGCGUUUGUUGAGCGAUCGGGUAUCUCGCCCCUCGAUCUUCGUAUCAACGAUACUGAGACGCGCAAGUUCACAGACCAAGAAGUGUGCGCUCUAUUGAAAGCCCUCACCCCUCACCUUCAUCAUAUCCGCAUGCUCAUCAUUCUCCUCGAUAACUGGGAACCUAUUCUUUCUGUGCUCAAGUGGUUGAGUGAUCACGGGAAGAACGGAAACCCUCCUCUCAUGAUGGAACGUUUUGAGAUUCAUCGAACCGGAAACCCAUAUAUAUGGCCUGGCCUCGUCUAUAGAGGAGAAAGAUUCGACCCCGUAAAUCACGAUGUCUCUCUGUAUUCUCUUUUUGGAGGAAUAUAUAUUCCCGAACUUAAAUCUUUCACUAUGAAUGGCGUUUAUAUCGAUUGGGCGAACACACCUUCAUUAGAUAACCUGAACACGCUCGACCUUCGACGGAUUCCCCUCGAGCUGUGUCCCCCGUUACCGCGCUUCCGGCAGAUACUAGCCAGUUCUCCGAUGUUGACAAAACUUUCGUUGGACGGUGCUGGUCCAGCUGGUAAUCCUACGUCGACUCAGAACUACUCGGCCAUUGAUCUCCCUCAUCUCCAUACCCUCGUCCUCGCCAAUUUUGCAGCACCAUUCACCAGGAGUAUCGUCGCUCAUUUUACUGCACCAAAUGUCAAAGAUCUUACCAUUAUGAACUUCAGAGGUGAAAACUACGGUCCAUUUUACGAAUUCAUGAUUGGUCGUUUUCGGAACAUUAAGAUAUUAACGCUCUAUACCACCAACUGUCCUCCCGAUAUCCUGCCUACGGUGAUCAAAUGGCUGGACUCUAUGCCAUUGCUGACCUAUGCCCGUUUGGCUGCCCUCGAAUAUGACAUACUUCAGGCGUUCUUAUUUGAUCCAGACACUAUGCAAGCGCAUCCUGCUUUGCAACCGCAAAUGCGGACAUCUUUCGGAAUGGUAGAAGAAUUUACCUUCAAUGAGGUUACAGCGCCUUUACAGGAGGCACUAGACGAUGCAGAUAGGGAACCUCGUCUGCCUAAUCCUCGUCUGAAUAUUCUUGAGGUCCAAAACAUCCGUCCACAGAUUUUUGCAAAGUUCAUCGGUGCGCGGAAGAUUUGUGGUAUUCCGGUGAAGAAGACGUACAUUGCUAAAGCAAUGAUCUCGUCAUUUAAUGGCCCCCUCUUGGAAUACAUUAGACAGCAUAUUGAGGGCCUCAUGAUCGUUGAUGUUGGCGCAAAAACCCAAGAGGAGGAGGAAUUGCUUAAUGAACCGUGA